GCCGGGCAGUACCUCCCUGUCUCUGAAACGACUCAAUUCUUCAACGAAGAGCUGGGGAACAGAGCACAUCAAAUAUCUAACGGACUUGAACCAGUCGAUACACAGAAACACAAGAGGAUCCAGAGUGUCGCCGAACUCCAUCUUGUCACGUUUAAUUACUAAUAGUCAUGGCUUCAAAACUUGGCCGCUCAAUUAUUAAAGCACAGCGUCCUAUUAGGCCCAAAGGACAAGUAAAGUGUGAUGUCCACAAACAAAAUGAAGUCGUACUUUUAUGCCAGGACUGUAAAAUGUUAAUCUGUGUAAAAUGUUCAAUCACUAUCCACAAACAUCAUGUAAAUAGUUUUCUGGAGAUAUGUGACAUCAAAACACGACACAAUCAAAUACUCCAGGACUUUGUCAAUGAGACAGAAAAUGUAAAUAUUCCAAAACUAAACCAAGAAAUCAUCUCAUCUAGAACAAAAAAGACUUCAUGUAAACCUAUGUACGAUAAACUUCGCAAAAACAUCAUUGACAAUACUAAAAAAUGUAAGUUAGAGUUAGACAAAAUCACUGAGGAUUAUAUCGCACUUUGUGACAAGAUGGAGGUGGCGGCCAUGGACCUAAUACAGACCCACAUCACAGACCUGGAGAGUAGACUGAAAACUUUGAGGGAACUCUCAUCAGAGUAUAAACAGACUCUCCAGACAGGAACCGGUGUACUCGUGUACGACUCGGUAACAGAAAUCCGGGAAAUGGAUCCAGACAUCCCAUCGACACCUAACAUAGACAUGGCACAGUUUACUCCGUGUAUAGACAGACUAAGUCACCUAAAACAGGCCCUCGGGAACCUCAAACUUACUACUGACCAUCUCCAGGCAGGAUCGGCAACUAGUGGUCACUCCGACCAACGUCCAGUAGUCCGACCAAAACAGUCUACACAGGCAGGUCAAGCGUCCACUGGAGACGUCGAUGGACGUGCCUGGCUGUGUUACUGGGGCUCCAACACAGUAAAUCUCAUCAACAACCAAGGUCAGGUCAUACAGACGGUACGACAGAGCAGUAACAUACAGGACAUCAGUCUGGACCCCACCACAGGUCGUCUGUGGUUCUGUUGUUGGGAUAAAACUAUCUGUGAAGUAUCUACAUCACAUAAACCAGUCACAAGAUUCACUACAGAGGAUGACCCACUCAGUCUGUGUGUGACCAGGGAGGGUCGGGUAGUGGUGGGUUCAUGGGGUAUAGGACAGGGUCACAAGGUGUUGGUGUAUACAGUGGACGGUCAGGUGUUACAUACAGCCAUUGGGAAUGGGGAAGUAUGGUCAAUAACACAAUGUGGUGUUACAGGUAAUAUAGCUGUAGUAGUGGAUCGUAAACGUAUCAGUGUGUACAACUCAACACUCCAGUCACUGGUCAACUACCAGGGGGAGGGGAUACAGGCCCAGGUAAAGGGGAUACAGGUACGGGGGUCGGUCACACUAGACGAGUUUAGUCCUUACACAGUUGUAUAUGACAGUAAGGGUAAUAUUGUUAUUGCUGACGGUACAAGGGACACAAUAGAACUGAUAAGUGGAGCAGGGGAGUACAUAAAAACACUUCACACAAACAAAGGAGACCAGAGACCAGUAGGUAUACAGAAGGGUGAUGUGUUGUGGUCAUACUUAGUGUUAGAUACAGGAGGGCCGGGACUCAAACUCCUCAAGUAUUAUAGUGACUGA
Pecten maximus is the source of this 1694-nucleotide messenger RNA. RefSeq lists its product as uncharacterized. Gene Ontology annotation, molecular function: zinc ion binding. The record is from RefSeq and is a predicted model, not a curated record. The coding region runs from base 168 to 1694 and encodes 508 amino acids. The transcript is spliced from 2 exons. NCBI's taxonomy places the organism in Eukaryota, Metazoa, Mollusca, Bivalvia, Pectinida, Pectinidae.